AGCCCGGGUACCAUCGGUGCUAAGGAGCAGGCGGGGGCCCUUGGAAGGUGGGACACCUCAAGAGACUUGCCCUGGGCAGUCCGGCACGCUUCCAUUCCUACCUCUCGCGCUAGCAACGCUAGAAGCUCUCGCACGUCGCCCCAGGGCUCCGCCAGCGCGCUAACACGCACCCGACCUGAACUGGAAACAACCAAAGGAACGUUCCGACCUGAGCUUCAACCUUCUUCCUCUCUCAUCGUCACCUCGCCUUGGCCAUUUAUGAACGACAUAGUAAGACAGUAA
This is a messenger RNA of Colletotrichum costaricense, 282 nucleotides long. RefSeq lists its product as uncharacterized. The annotation marks the transcript as partial. NCBI's taxonomy places the organism in Eukaryota, Fungi, Ascomycota, Sordariomycetes, Glomerellales, Glomerellaceae. The record is from RefSeq and is a predicted model, not a curated record. The transcript is spliced from 2 exons.